AUGGGUUGUCAUUCUCCUUCCGACAUAGUGCCGCAAACCCGCGAUGCACUGAGCCGCGAACCACACUUUUGCUUUUACGUCGGCACUCCAGACCUGCUCGAGCGCCGCAGCAAUGAAAAGGCAUCAUACAUUCUGACCUUUAAAGAACAGCAGCAGCAACAGCAGCAGCAGCAGAAUUCCUCCUCCUCCUCCUCGUCCAAAGUCCUCGUCCUCCUCGACGGCUUCGACAAAACCCGCACCUUCUCCCCCGACGUCAAUGAUACCCUCGGCGUCGAAUUCCACUGGCGCGACCCCACCUCCGAUCUGCCCUUCGUCUCGCCGCCGCGCAUCUACUUCGUCUUGGACCUUUGCGAGUCCAGCCGCCAACGCUUUCUUCCUUCGCUCAUGUCCCUGCUCGGGCUGGCGCUGGGUCCGCAAACGGUACCCUCGCAACUAGAUUAUGUUGUGCAUGAGGACUUCCUUGCCGCGCUGAACGCCAUUGACGCGGACCCUACGGGCAAGGGUGAUCUGGCGGCUAGUUUCGCCUCGUUGGCGUCGGAGCUUCCACCAAACUUGUCUCCGCUGCACCCCGGCGCGGACUCGGCCGUUCUAAGGGAGUUCUUGCUCGUUUUGGCGGAUAGAACGGUCUGGUCCAUGUAUGGCAGGCUUAACAGCUCGGCGACGAAGCAGUUCUUCGAGCUGGUGAAGAUGCUCGCUUCCUCGGGGGGGACCGCCACCACCACCAGAUACCAACACCUAUUGCCCCAAAACGGACAAGAACGAUAA
This is a messenger RNA of Sordaria macrospora k-hell, 765 nucleotides long. RefSeq lists its product as uncharacterized. The record is from RefSeq and is a predicted model, not a curated record. NCBI's taxonomy places the organism in Eukaryota, Fungi, Ascomycota, Sordariomycetes, Sordariales, Sordariaceae.